Messenger RNA from Eleginops maclovinus (Patagonian blennie), 4720 nucleotides. RefSeq names its product putative methyltransferase DDB_G0268948. The transcript has 6 exons. Gene Ontology annotation, molecular function: S-adenosylmethionine-dependent methyltransferase activity. Lineage: Eukaryota; Metazoa; Chordata; Actinopteri; Perciformes; Eleginopidae. The record is from RefSeq and is a predicted model, not a curated record. Bases 545 to 1372 code for a protein of 275 amino acids.
UGACCCCUAACAUUGUUUUACAGUUUACUAGUUAAAGAGUACCAUUAGGUUGAACAGCCCGCAGAUUUAGAAUGAGGACAGUUCCACACAGGAUGCUGUUAUAACAACAUUCUUGUACACAUUUCACUGGUACCUCACCCCCAUCCUCUCCACAGGGUUCCCAUUGGUUCUGACAGAAAAUCACAUAAGCUGACCCGAUUACUCAAACAGACCUUUUAGCUUGACAUUGAUUCCCACUCAACGUAACUAUCAUGGAUUACGUCGGAAAACACAGCAUUGUCGAAAAAAGUUAGAAACCAGAGCAUGUAAAAGAGUUUGGCGCUGUCUCUUUAAAGGCCUUCAUUAACAAACAAACCAUGAGGCCUUGCACUUUGUGGCCGCCCCUUUUCCCCUCUGUCCACUGUUUCACUCUUCUGCUUUUCAGUGUUUGUGUGUGUGUGACUGCCAGUUAGCUCCUUUUAUCCAAUAAACAACAGAACAUAAAAUAGAUUGCUGUACUUUUUUCAUCUUAUGCUACAGCUAUUGACAGAGGCAGCAACUAGCUAUGACUUGCCGUCUGUUUGAGGGCAAAGACCAUGCUUCUUCCUAUUGGAAGUUCAGAAUCUCUCCAGCAGCUAAUCUCAUACAACAGGUACUUGACUUCCUGGAAAAGCAUAAAGGACAUCCCUUUGAGCUGGCGGUGGAUGUGGGUUGCGGUUCAGGACAGGGCACCGUCCUGCUGGCCAAACACUUUGCCUCUGUGGUGGCGACAGACGUUAGCCCUGCCCAGGUGGAAAUGGCUUUGCAGCAUGCCAAAGAGCCAAACAUCACUUACAAACAGUGUGUUGCUGAGGAGCUGCCAUUGGCUGACAGCUCAGUGGACUUGGUGACAGCCAUGUCUGCCUUCCACUGGUUUGACCGGCCACGUUUCCUGCAGGAGGCCCACCGAGUCCUGAAGCCCCGGGGCUGCAUGGCUCUGCUCAACUACUCCAUGGACAUGGAACUCAGCUACCCUGACUGCUGCUCUCAAACACUCAACCAAAUCUGCCAAGAGUUCUAUGCAGCCUUGGUUCCUUACCGCAGUGCCCACCUUGGUACCGGUUCGAUUGAAUUUUACCGAGAGGCUUAUAAGUCCCUCCCUUACCCUGACAAGGAGUGGCAUGAGAGUGUGCGUGUGAAAAGGUCCAUGCCUCUUUCCAGCUUCAUGGGGUUCGUGGAGUCUUUCUCCAGCUAUCAGACUCUGGUGAGAGAAGACCCACAGAAAGCCAGUGCCCUGUCUCAGGACAUCUUUCACAGGUUGAUGUCCCUGAUGAAGGUGUCCUCUGCAGAGACGGAGGUGGAGGUGUCUGUAAAAUAUUACUGCCUCCUGGCCUGCAAACCACAGGAAGCCUGAAUGACUGCUGCCAGCACUCACAGGUUCCAAAAAGUAAAAGAAAAACUUUGCUGUCAACUCUCCCUUUGUAAAGCAAUCUGUUUGACACCUCCCUUACAGCAUUAAGUGAUUUUCAUGUUACUUGAACGCUCUAGUAACAAAUGCCACUUCUUUAAAUGUAAUAGUUUAAAAUGUUGGUAUUUACUCCUAUGCAUGUUAUUGUUGAGAGCUAAAUGAGAAAAGAAAUCCUAUUCUUGUUAAUUAAUUCUAAAUGAGAAGCUGGAAGAAGCUGUUAUUUAGCUUAGUUUAGCGUGGCUUAGCUUAACCUAGUUUAUACUGGACCCUGGGAACAGCUAGUUUGGUGUUAUUGUCGUUUUUACCCUCCAGUUAUUAAAAAACUGAGAUAGAAUGUGUACUCAGAUCUUGCACUUAGGUAAAAGUAGAAGUAUCAGAGUGUAGGAAUACUAUGCUGCAGAUAAAAGUCCUGCAUUCAAAAUGAUACUCAAAAAAAGUAAAAAAGUAUCAGCAUCAAAAUACAUUUAAACUACUAUAGUUUUAGUUCUUAUUUUGCGAAUUGGUCCAUUUCAGAAUAAUAUGAUAUGUUUGUUUUUGUUUUUUAACAUAUUUUUGGGGCAUUUUGCCUUUAAUCGGAUAGGACAGUUGAGAGUGACAGGAAAGUGGGAGAGAGAGUCGGGGUGAGAUCCGGAAAGGACCACGGGUCGGGAAUCUAACCCGGGUCGCUGGUGUACGGUGCAGGUGCCCCAGCCAUUUGCGCCACGACCGGGGCCAAUAUGAUGGGUUUUGAUUAUAAUUAUUGAUGCAUUGAUGCAUGUGUUAUCAAAGCUGGUAACGGUGCAGCUAGUUUUAGUGACUUUGUAUACUGCAGGGUAGCUUGUGAAUUUAUUGUUGAUUAUAUUUAAUCAUUAAUCUAAAUCUGCAAAGUAACAAAAGAAAUCAAAUAAAUGUAGUCGGGUAAAAGUCCUCAAUUUACCUCUGAAUUGUAGUGGAGUGGAACAACAAAGUAGUAUUAAAUGGAAAUACUCAAGUAAACUACAAGUAUCUCAAAAUUCUACUUAAGUUCAGAACUUGACUAAAUGUACUUAUUCCCACCUCUGGUGACUUAUACCAAUAUCUUGGCAAAUGGAUUGAGAGAACACAAAAGUGGGAGAGAUUCAAAAAAAUAACACAAGAGAUUGGGAAAACAAUGGUUGUAGUAAACAUAUAUUAAAAAGUAUGAGGGGCAAAGUGAGGAUGUGAAUAUAUGUGAAAUCAGUAGCUACACUUUAAUAUGGUUCUGAUAUGUGUAAUCAUUCAUUUUCACUUUGAAAAAGGAGAGGCCGUUGUUUAUAAUACCACUAGAGGGAGACAUUUGAUCAAAAACAAGCAAUGUAGAGACUUAAAAGGAAAUUUACAGUAUUUUUUGAUUAUAUUACUUUUGCUUUAACUGUAAUUAACAUACAUGAAGUCAGUUUAAAAUGGUGCAAGUCAGUAAUUUUUUAGGGGAGUUCUUUUAUUUCACUUUGGGUUAUGCACAAUAUGACCUGUGAAUGUGUGCAUUUCAUUAAAUAAACUCAAUUGAUAGUAUUUAUUUAGCUUUUUGGUGUUUUAUUUUAAAAUAAAAUCGCUAGAAGUACAGUACAUCGUCAAUCUGUCAAUAGUUUAACUUAAUUUUCAAACUACAUUUCCCAACACUGCACACAACAGCUCAAAUAAUGCCACACUGCAUAUAUAUACAUUAUAUUGUAUAACUGUUCAAUAUUUGACUGAAGAAAGGAAAAAGUCCAAUCCGUGAGAGCUGAGACAAGUCUGCUGUCUGCUGGAGACAAAAGUCUGACCCAAAAAGACUUAAUUAUUCUGAGACAUUUUCAUCUUGUCAGGCUUAAAGGUCUCGUCACAGCCUGGGCCUCUUUAUAUUCAGUCUUAAAUGUUCUCUCUUCAGGCUGUCCUUCUGAUUCCUCUAAUUGUUGUUAAUUAUCUUCAUACACCUCACUAAGGCUAAAUUAACACAAGAAAUCUGAGAGUUAUCAAUCCUUAGAAAACAGAUGUAAUUACUGUGCUUUACGUGCAUUUGAAUAAACAUUUGACACAAACCUGAGCAGACUCAUACCUCAAUCAACAUAGAUAUAAAACAGAGAAAACUGAAAAACUUCAGUAUUUCAGUAUCAUCAGUAUUUAGAGCUAAAUCACACUGACUGAUUUCUGCCUUUGAACCUGCAAAGCUGGCCCAGAACUAAUUUGAAAAUAUCAAAUAAUAUACUGCCUUUUCCCUGGUUACCAUAUUAUUUGAUCUGAUCUGUGCCAUAUGGGAAGAAGAACAUGUGUUUUUAAAGUUUGUCAUGGCUUUGUAACACUUCUCCUCAUUUUGCCUAAAAAAGCCCAUCCCUCACCAAGUUUUUUUCCUCCCGUAGAUACAGCCGGUCUUAUAUGUGAUGGGAACUUUAGGCUUUUUUGAUUAUUUUUUUUUCAAUUCUCAGAGAUGUUGAACUCACACUUUUGUCUGUAUAUUCUCAGAUAGCUUCACAGUUUGUCAGUGACAGCUAUUGUCUUUCUAUAUGACAUUGCAAACUCACUGGAUUGAUUUACUUGCCUUACGAGUUUUGUAUCUUAAAGCACAAUCUUUUUUUACAUUACAUUAUCCCAUAAAUUCCUCAGAUUCUUUGUUAGUCUCACAUUAUUCGUGUUUGUGAUGCGUGUCAGGCCUGUUGUUGUAGCAUCCCUCUCUGUUUGUGUGUAAAUGCUCUCAGCAACAUUUCCCCACCACUGGAAGAUCUGCUCUGACAGAAUCCUGUGCUCUUUUUUCUUUAUCCUCGUUCUCACAAACAAAAAAACAUCCCAAAUGCCCUCAUCUGUGCGGUCUGGUCUCUUUCUUAGGUUUUGAAUCUUAGUCAGGGAGACAUUUAUUACAAACACGCUUUAGUGUGGGCAGUGCAGAAAUGUUCAGCCUUUAGUUGGGCAAUGGGUAGCUGUUAGCGUGACUUGAGGCCAUGGUCAGAUAUGGUCAGAGAAAAAUGCAGGAGAUUUUGAGUUGGCUAGUUUGUCUGUUCUGCACCUGGUUGCACAUGAGAAGCAAGUUUUUUUAUCUUUUGACUUUGAGCUAUUUCACUACCAGCCAUACCAUAUAAUUUAACCAAAAUUGUGUAUGUGAAUGAUACCUUUGUUAAAAUAGACUGUAUGACUGAUCAAAACAGGUUAUAACGUUUACUUUUAUCUUGAUCCAUGCAGUUCACUGCAGCAUGUUUUAUGUCCUAUAUAUGUCCUAUGCAACUACAACAAAUGAAUUGCCAUUUAGUUAUAUGCAUGACCUGACAACUAUUUCAGAGAUAUUAUGUUGUAAUCAGUUUACUGGUCAAAUAAAGUUUAUGUCUUCUU